AUGCGGGAGGCGAACCUGGGUCCCAACGAUCAUGCGUGCGAGAAAAGCGAGCAGUGGCAGGGGGCUCUGGCGCUGCCAGGCGAGGCUGCAGCCCGACGCUGGAGCUCGACGUCAUGGGCUGCAGCGCCGGACUCAGUGGCAACAGGCUCUGAGCAUGCUCAGGAUCAGGCGUUUGAGAAAUUGAGAUGCGGCUUCCCGGUGUACGGGACGACAGCCAGCAUGUGCCAGCAAGGCGGGCCCGCGCCGGAGGCGCGGAGGCCGACUGGCGGUUGGCGCUGCGGGCGCGGCUCGCCGCGCGCCCCGGGGCGCCGGAGGCGGUAG
Molecule: messenger RNA, 321 nt
Organism: Prorocentrum cordatum
Lineage: Eukaryota; Dinophyceae; Prorocentrales; Prorocentraceae
Source: the annotation of a GenBank genome assembly